Molecule: messenger RNA, 3624 nt
Organism: Scleropages formosus (Asian bonytongue)
Lineage: Eukaryota; Metazoa; Chordata; Actinopteri; Osteoglossiformes; Osteoglossidae
Gene: snx4
Product: sorting nexin 4
Exons: 15
Coding region: 31-1374 (447 amino acids)
Biological process (GO): positive regulation of autophagosome assembly; protein transport
Cellular component (GO): early endosome membrane; SNARE complex; plasma membrane
Molecular function (GO): phosphatidylinositol-3-phosphate binding
Source: RefSeq, a predicted model, not a curated record
UGUGCGUCGGCUGCGCUCAGACCUGGCAGUAUGGCGGACUGUGGUAGUGAAGAGGUUGCUGUUAUUGGAAAUACGGACAUAACUGAUGAGGAGUCGCAGGACAACAAAAAUAACAUGAUGGCUGAGGGCUCCUGCCUCCUCCGCAAGAUGGAGAUCAGCGUCGCCGAAGCCGAAAAAAGGACGGGGAAGAACGCGGUCAAUAUGCAGGAGACCUACACCGUUUACCUCAUAGAGACGAGGCUUCAGGGAUUGGCUCCAGAUGUCCAGGACCCUCCAUUGCAGCCAGCUGACAGUGUGACCGAAGGCCACAACCCGGUUCCCGACUCCCUGUGGAGGAGAUACAGCGAAUUUGAGCUUCUCAGAAACUACUUAUUAGUCACCUAUCCAUUCAUUGUCAUACCACCACUACCUGAGAAGAGGGCUGAGUUUGUCUGGCAUAAGCUUUCAGCAGAUAACAUGGACCCGGACUUUGUGGAGCGGCGGAGAAUUGGGCUGGAGAACUUCCUGCUCCGUGUUGCCUCACAUCCAGUGCUAUCCAGUGACAAGAUUUUCUUUCUCUUCCUUACAGAGGAGAAUGGAUGGAAAGAAGCUGUCUUUGAAACAGGAUUUCUGGCAAAGUCUGAUUCAAGACUGAAAGCGCUCAAUGCAACCUUCAGGGUAAAAAAUCCUGACAAGCGAUUUUCAGAACUGAAACAUUACAGUGACGAACUCCAGUCUGUCACAUCUCAGCUGCUUCGUGUUCGUGCUAGAGUAGCUGAUCGCCUGUAUGGUGUCUACAAAGUGCAUGGCAAUUACGGAAGAGUCUUCAGUGAGUGGAGUGCUAUAGAGAAGGAAAUGGGUGAUGGAUUGCAGAGCGCUGGACAUCACAUGGAUGCGUAUGCAGCGUCGGUGGAUGAUAUACUUGAAGAAGAGGAGCACUAUGCAGAUCAGCUGAAGGAGUAUCUUUUCUAUGCUGAAGCUGUAAAGGCUGUGUGUAGGAAGCAUGAGCUGCUACAGUAUGAACUAGAGACGGCUUCCCAGGAUCUGGCCUCUAAGAAGCAGCAACAAGAAGAGUUGGCCGCUGGGACUGUACGCACCUUUUCGUUCAAAGGGAUGACCAGCAAGCUCUUUGGUCAGGAGACACCAGAGCAAAGAGAAGCCAAGCUCAAAGUGCUGGAAGAACAGAUCAAGGAAGGCGAAGUGACAGUCACAGAGAAAACCUUGGAGUGCGAGGAAUUUGUGAAGAAUGCUUGGAAGGACAUUGAACGAUUCAAAGAGCAGAAAGAUCAUGACUUGAGGGAAGCUCUGAUGAGCUAUGCUGUCAUGCAGAUCAGCAUGUGUAAAAAGGGAAUUCAGGUGUGGACUAAUGCAAAAGAAUGCUUUAGCAAGAUGUGAAGUGUCAGUCCUUUGUGUACUCAUGAGGAGCACAUCAUCAGACCCCUGGUCAAGAGUGGAAGCACUCCAAGCUUGAUGAUCCAAGCUCUUGGGAAGCACACUGCAAUGCUGCGGAUGGCACUGGUCAGUUUUUUUUUUUUUUUUUUUUUUUUUUUUUUCCCCCUCCUCUUUCUCCCCCCCCUUCCCUAUUUUUUUAUCCUCAUUGAGCCUUCUGUCUUGCUAGAUCCCUUUUUAGUUAAGGAUUUUCCCUUUGCCUUGUUCAUUUUUGAUGUGAAGGUUUCUUGAUGUAUUUCCACUGUAUUUUUAACACAACUUGUGUAAUUUCUCAUGUUGUUUAUAGACAUGCCAUCUUUAUUGGUUCGGUGUUCAAUUUUCUGAAGUUGACUUCACAACAAUGCCAAUCUCACCAAAGCAUGUACUGUUAAGCCAACCAAGCAGCUUAAAGAAAAUGCUUCUCUCUGCUGAGAUCUUAUGAUAGUGUUUUUGCCAAGUCUGAGCACUUUGGGAGCCCAAAUACUUAAAUUUCCUGGUGCACAUUUACUGGUGUCUGUAAAGCUUACACUGAAUAUGAGAAGCACAUCCAGUGUAGUAAAAUCCUUGGACCUGUCCUGAUGGGAGCAUUUUGUUGCAGCCUUUUUUUGUUUUGUUUUUUUUUUCCCCCCAUGAUUCACCAGUCCCUUCCAAUACUGACCAGCCAAAGACUAUGUAUAGGAUUUCAAUAAUCAUCUUUGUCCUGCCUCUCGCUGAAUUGUUAGACAAGCAUUGAAAUAACACUGCACUUCCUGUCCAAGAAAACAGGAGCAUUUACAUCCAUAAAGGUCCCAGUGUCUACUGCUAACCUUUUUUUUUUUAAUUAUUAUUUACAUGUCAGCAUAAAGUGCACUUAAUCAGCUGCACCGUGAUUUUACAUACGUCUGAUUGUUAAAUCUAAUAAGUGGUGAGGGAGAAAAUGGAUGCCAAAGACAAAAAUAUAAUCUCAAAAACAUGUUCUUGACCAUUUUUACCCCUGGCCAAAACAUCUACUUGAGCACAGAUACGGAUAUAUGGUGGAACUGAGUGGUGUGAAAAAUGAGUUUGUACAGAUUCACAAAAAGCCUUAAUCUAUGUGUGGUCAUCCCCGGGGCCUAAACCACAUUGUUUCGUCUUCAGUAGAAGGUAGGAAGUUCAGAAAUGCAGAGUGAAACUGCUCUCAAGUCAUCUUUAAAUAACAUUUGGAAUUGUAGUUUUUUUUCCAGAUUUUCUUUCACAUUUUUAUUGUGCUUUAAAAUGCUUUCCGAGUGUUGUCUGUAAAUGUAAUUUUUUUUUUUUUCUUCCCCCACUCCCCCCAACAACUCCUCCAGUGCAGUGUGUUAUGCUGAAGGUUGGAUUAAAUAAACUAAACUGAAUUUUAAUCAAUAUUGUGUUAAGACUAAAACAAAUUUUAAUCAAUGACUUGUGACAAGACCAUUGGAAUGUCUGGGUGCUACAGUGAAUGGGUCUUAUUGAUGAGACAGUUGGGGGUGCAGGCAGACAGGAUGCUUGUGUAAUGAGUUUUGCGCAGCCAGUGUAAAUAAUGUUCUUGGCCUUUUGGCUUUGUUGUGUUUCACAUGAAGGUGACCCUCCAGAAACGUACAGAUGGAUCCUUUUAAGAGUUUGCUGUUUGUACAGCGGAGGCAAUUGUACUAGCAAAUAUAAUCUUUGUGCCAAAAACACUAACAAAUUUGAGUUUUCUGAUUUCAGUACAUAUAUUUUAAUUGUGCUCUGCCAGUUGUGAGAUGAUUUUUAAUUUUGUGAAUGUACAUUUUUUUUAAUAAAGGUAAUACAGUUAUCUGGUGUACAGGCUGGAAUUGUUCUGGAAUAUUGUUCAGUACAUACAUCUUAACCACUAUGGUACAAGCACAUUUCCAAAAAAGCUGGGACAAUAUGUAAAAUGGAGGUAAAAUCAGAAAGCAAUUAAUUUGUAAAUGUUCUUGAACCCAUAUUUAACUGAAAACGGUUCAAAGACAAGAUAUUUAAUAUUGUAAAUCGCUAAUUCUGAUCGUAAUGCCUGCAACAUGUUCGGAAAAGUUGGAAAAAGGUGCCCGUUUACCUGUGGAAUCAAUUGUGUCCAAAAAGCCUAUUUGGAACUUUCGACAAAACUAACGAUAAAAUGUACGAAAUGUAUAUGGGUUGCCAUGGCAGCAGAGAGGGAGGAAGGACAAUGUCCUCAUUGCUCCUCGUUUAAACUUUGCCCAGCAGGAGGAGCGAAGAAAGCAUGUUUGUGCCACAGGA